Mya arenaria is the source of this 1756-nucleotide messenger RNA. RefSeq names its product dye-decolorizing peroxidase YfeX-like. Gene Ontology annotation, molecular function: peroxidase activity; heme binding. Gene Ontology annotation, cellular component: cytosol. NCBI's taxonomy places the organism in Eukaryota, Metazoa, Mollusca, Bivalvia, Myida, Myidae. The transcript has 10 exons. Bases 171 to 1085 code for a protein of 304 amino acids. The record is from RefSeq and is a predicted model, not a curated record.
CCUUGGCUUGCCUCAUACUGUGGGAGGUUUGUAUCCGCUUCGUCGAGUCAACCGUUGAGUGGCGUAUUGAUAUUCAGACGGCCUUUCUCAGCUGAGUAAAACUCGUUCAUUUAUGGAAUAUUUAUAAACGGCUCUUGUCGCUGAAAACAUAUAACGGAAAAAGCGUUACCAUGGCACCACCCACGGAACAACCAACGGUCGUGUCGGGAACGAAGGAGCACGCGUUGUAUCUAUGGAUCGUUCUCCAUGGCAACGCGAAUGCCAAAGAGGUUGCCAAGGCUUGUCAGAGCCUGCAGGCUUGUGUUAAGGAGGCGAAGGGCAAGGACAGCGUCGAUCUUGUUGCAGGGGUAGCCCUGGGACCAGACUUCUACAAGAAGCUCGGUAAAUCUGCAAAAAAAGAUUUCUGCUAUAAGGAGAGGUGUGGUGAAAAGGGGAAGCUACCCAAAUCAGCUGGAGACGUCUUCGUGCAUGGCAAAUGUGACAGUCAGGGGAAGCUGUUCAAGCUGUGCCGCACGUUCCUGGCGCGAAUGCCCGCCGGAAGUAUCAAGGAGUACGAGGACGUAUAUGGCUUCGUGUACGAGAGCGGACGGGACCUGUCGGGGUUCAUUGAUGGGACGGCCAAUGCCAAAGAAGACGGACACAGACGGGAAGUUGCCAUAGAGAAAGAGACAGGCGGCAGCUACCUGAUAACACAGAUAUGGAAACACGACUUCGACAAGAUAACCAAAACAAACACGGAGCAACUAGAGGCGUUUGUGGGCCGGAAGAUGGCGGACAGCGCAGAGAUCAAGGACAAGGCCAUCACCUCCCACGUUGCCCGGAUGAAGGGACACAAAGAGUUCAACAAGCCGGGAAAGUUUCAGAUCGUCCGUCAGUCUCAGCCGUUCGGCAACGUGAGCGGGGUAGGGGGACUAUUUUUUAUCGCGUAUGCAGCGUCGCCUGAGAACUUAAACUUUAUGCUGGAUGGAAUGUUCCGCUUGUCGGACGGAGGGGGGAACACCCACGACGCCAUUAUGGAGAUCAGCACCAACACCAAGGGCACGUACUGGUAUGUCCCCUCCCAGGCGGAACUAAAAGCCGUCUAGCGGACGAACAUUCGGAUAACACUCGGUUAAUUAUAAACCAACACGGAAAGUGCAGAAAAGACAAACGAAAAAAAAAACAACAACAAGAUUCUUCCGCUUGUUCUUUGGAAAGACCUUAUAAGUAUUGUUUAUACUCGUAAAAUAAGUAUCGGUAUUUAAGAGGUCACCAAAACGUUAUGUGAAUCAUCCUUUCAUCGGUGGGAAUAAAUUAUUUUUUCAUACAUUUUGAUCAAUAUAUUUAUUUAAUGUUUGUUUUCAUCUUAAUAUGGAAAAUAUAAUUAUAUAAUAUACAUAUUUUUACGCUCUUUUCUUGCCAGAAUGUAUCAGUAUGCUUGUGUCUAGCUUGUAUUCUUUACAUUAAAACCAGAUUAUUUUUCAUACUUGUAUUUAAUAAUAAAUUGAAGGGAAACUUAAGUAAGAAGUAAUUGAAUAUUAACCAUUUAUUAUUUUGUUAAGAAAGAGAUACAAUGCAUGACAAUAUUUAAAUUUGAUGAAUAUUAAAGCUUUCUAACUUACGGUGUUACAAUAAAUAUGUUAUUCUUCAAUCAAAUUGGAAUUGUGUAUUUCAAAGCAUGAAAUCCACAAUAGAAUCUCAAUCAUAAAAGUAACAAUCAUGUUUUCUUUACAAACAAUACAUGACACUUAUAAAAAAUACAGUAUGCUAACACGAA